Molecule: messenger RNA, 2038 nt
Organism: Lacerta agilis (Sand lizard)
Lineage: Eukaryota; Metazoa; Chordata; Lepidosauria; Squamata; Lacertidae
Product: b(0,+)-type amino acid transporter 1-like
Exons: 13
Coding region: 228-1700 (490 amino acids)
Biological process (GO): amino acid transmembrane transport
Cellular component (GO): membrane
Molecular function (GO): L-amino acid transmembrane transporter activity
Source: RefSeq, a predicted model, not a curated record
AUUAAUUGGGCUCUUAAUGAUUCUUGGAAGCAUUCUAGUUUAAUCAUUACCUUUGUUUAUAGCCUCUGUACUUAAGUGACUGCUGUUUCCCAGCAUUCUGCUUUCCAGUCGUGGGCAUUGUCUGCUGAAGGAGGAGAUAAGUGAAGGAAGGUGUUUCGAUGACUCAAGAGCUACGGGAAAACACGGAUUCACUAAUAAAAUAGGCACAUCAGCAUCAAGUAAGCAAAAUGGAUGAAGACGGCAUCAGAAAACGAAGUUCAAAUCAAGAACCUGAUGAAACAACGCCCAUCAAGAAAAGCAAAUCUAUGAAUCUACAGAAAGAGGUGGGCCUGCUCAGUGGAAUUUGUGUCAUUGUUGGGACAGUGAUUGGUUCGGGAAUCUUUGUUUCUCCAAAGUCUGUUCUGGCUAACGUUGGAGCAGUUGGGCCCUGCUUAGUCAUUUGGGCAGCCUGUGGAGUGCUUGCUACAUUAGGGGCACUGUGUUUUGCCGAACUUGGCACAAUGAUAACGAAAUCAGGAGGAGAAUAUCCAUACCUCAUGGAAGCCUUUGGCCCAAUCCCUGCGUAUUUGUUUUCCUGGUCAAGUCUCAUUGUCAUCAAGCCCAGUUCCUUUGCCAUCAUUUGCCUCAGCUUUGCUGAGUACACAGCGGCUCCAUUUUAUCCGGGUUGUGACCCCCCCACGGUUGUCAUCAAGUGUCUGGCAACAGCAGCCCUCGUUACAAUUACUCUGGUGAAUGCCCUGAGUGUGAAGUGGGCGAGUUACGUGCAGAAUUUUUUCGCUGCGGCUAAAAUGGUGAUUGUCAUAAUUAUCAUUGUAAGUGGGAUUGUUCUUCUAGCCCAAGGAAAUACAAAGAACUUCAACAAUUCGUUUGAUGGUCCCCCGCUUUCUUUGGGCGCCAUUAGUCUUGCAUUUUAUAAUGGACUCUGGGCCUAUGAUGGAUGGAAUCAACUUAAUUAUAUCACAGAGGAACUUAAAGAUCCUUAUAGAAAUCUACCACUCUCUAUUGUUAUUGGAAUCCCUCUGGUCACAGUUUGUUACGUUCUGAUCAAUGUAUCCUAUUUCACGGUUAUGACAUCAACAGAACUUCUGCAGUCUCAAGCUGUCGCUGUGACAUUUGGAGACAGGGUUCUUUAUCCUGCUUCCUGGAUAGUCCCUCUCUUUGUGGCUUUUUCUACCAUCGGGGCAGCCAAUGGGACUUGCUUUACUGCUGGCAGGCUUGCUUAUGUAGCCGGUCGUGAAGGGCACAUGUUAAAGGUGCUCUCUUACAUCAGCAUCAAGCGCUUAACUCCGGCGCCUGCUAUCAUCUUUUAUGGUGCAAUAGCUAUUAUUUAUAUAAUUCCCGGUGACAUCAACACCCUCAUCAACUACUUCAGCUUUGCAGUUUGGAUAUUCUAUGGUCUAACUGUGCUGGGACUCAUUGUCAUGCGCUUUACCAGAAAAGAUCUUGAAAGGCCUAUCCGUGUACCUCUGAUCAUCCCCAUCCUUGUGAUGUUUGUUUCCAUUGUGUUGGUCCUGGCACCCAUCAUCACUGCACCCGAGCUGCCAUAUCUGUAUUGCGUUCUAUUUAUUAUCAGUGGACUUGUCUUUUAUGUACUUUUCAUCCACUUCAAAUUCAACUGGGCUCAAAAAAUCUCAAAGCCCAUCACUAUGCACCUUCAGAUGCUUAUGGAAGUAGUUCCACCAGAAGACGUUCCUGAAUAACAUUGAAUUUUUCCAUCAUUAAAAAGGCUAGCUCCUGGAAAUGGUUCAGCAGGUAUGAUACAUCAUGUCCCCAACUAUAGGUCUCAAUGCUGAUGAUAAGGGACAUUUGUGAGACAGUAAGUGUCCUGAAAAAGACACUGUUCUGUUCCUUUCCCCUGUAAAAUGCAUUCGUUUUUGUAACACAUUGAAUUCAGGGAUUUGCAACAUCUUAAGAAAAUAUCUGAAUGGGGGAAAAGACCUGAGGAUUUGUAGGCUAUGGACUUGAUUUCAGGUACGGAGUUUCCACAUUAUUUUCUCAGCAAGCUGAAAGGACAGAACAUUUACUACUGUAUUACAGU